AGAGAAGUCUUGUUGAGUAGAAACAGAGAAGUCUUGUUGAGUAGAAACAGAGAAGACUUGUGGAGUAGAAACAGAGAAGUCUUGUUGAGUAGAAACAGAGAAGACUUGUGGAGUAGAAACAGAGAAGUCUUGUUGAGUAGAAACAGAGAAAACUUGUGGAGUAGAAACAGAGAAGUCUUGUUGAGUAGAAACAGAGAAGUCUUGUUGAGUAGAAACAGAGAAGUCUUCUUGAGUAGAAACAGAGAAGACUUGUGGAGUAGAAACAGAGAAGACUUGUUGAGUAGAAACAGAGAAGUCUUGUUGAGUAGAAACAGAGAAGACUUGUUGAGUAGAAACAGAGAAGUCUUGUUGAGUAGAAACAGAGAAGUCUUGUUGAGUAGAAACAGAGAAGACUUGUGGAGUAGAAAUAGAGAAGUCUUGUUGAGUAGAAAUAGA
This is a messenger RNA of Lottia gigantea (owl limpet), 435 nucleotides long. RefSeq lists its product as hypothetical. The transcript has a single exon. The annotation marks the transcript as partial. Lineage: Eukaryota; Metazoa; Mollusca; Gastropoda; Lottiidae. The record is from RefSeq and is a predicted model, not a curated record.